Molecule: messenger RNA, 1599 nt
Organism: Aspergillus campestris IBT 28561
Lineage: Eukaryota; Fungi; Ascomycota; Eurotiomycetes; Eurotiales; Aspergillaceae
Exons: 4
Coding region: 145-1566 (473 amino acids)
Biological process (GO): small GTPase-mediated signal transduction
Molecular function (GO): guanyl-nucleotide exchange factor activity
Source: RefSeq, a predicted model, not a curated record
CACCUGGACGAGAGAGCGACAAAGGAUUAAAAACGGUUGAUCGAGAGCCCUUAUCAAGAAGUACUAGCCCCGGUCGAAUACCCUGCCGAGGAUCCUAGUCUCUAUCAAGAGAGGAUCUCGUACUAUCUGUCUGAGCCUACGGAUAUGUCUGGAUAUUCACCUCACCAGUCCGGGGCCCCCUCAGCUGGUCCACUGCCCGGGCAGUCGGAAUACCCGUCUCUAUUCCAGUCCACUGCAGAGGUCCCACCCUUCUACGUCUCCUACCUCUGGUGGGAGGACGAAGCGGCCACGAUCCUCUGGGCCUUCGAUGUGGAGAAAGUCAAGCGUGUCAUCCGCUACAGUCUCUUUCCUGAUGAGAACUUCCCGCGAAAGGCCCUGCAGAAUCGCCACGGGAACACCGUCGAUGACUUCCUUAGUGGCCUGGUACAGCCUCACGAGAGGAACUUCAUUCCGAACUUGUCGCAAGUCCAGAAGGUCGAGGAGAUCAUGCGACGCUGCCGAAUUAGUAGCCCUCCGCCGGCUGCCUGGAGCUGGUUUCCGGGCCAGAAGGCUAACGAGCCGGACCCCGAAGCUAUUGCUAGAGGUAUUGACACGGAAAGUUUUCUGCACUUCACACGCAUUUCGUUUGAGGAGCUUGUCCGGUACGCCUUGGGAUACAAGGUAGCUUCUGUUGAAUGGUUUCUUCAACAACAUACGGCAUUGUAUGUCCACCUGCUGGACUACCUCAGUGCGUUUCCCGAUGAGAUAGCUCGGUAUGUCGAAGUUGAAACGCACCUUCGGAGUCGGAGCCCCUUCGCCCACCGUGCUCUGGUUCAUUGUCUGCGCACCGUGAACCCAGGGCAAUGUGCAUCGAUGGAGACCAGCGCCGGCCUGGGUUUUGAAUUCAUCGCAGCACCCAUUCAACGCAUAUUCCGCGACCUUCCGCCCAGCCUAACGAACAUCCUCAAGGUGUUGUCCGUGUUAGGUGUGCGGUUCCAACGAACCUACGUCCAUGCGCGUGAGAUGGACUGGACCCGGCCCUUCAACGUGGCUUUCUCGUUUCUGGAGGAUUUAUUGGAUGCUACCUCUCCGGUUGAUUUUGCGCGCACACUCACGAGUGCUGACGAGGAACAAUUUGCGACGCUGACUCCACAAAGCUUCGUGACCCAGGAUGCGACGGCCAACAAUCUGAUGAAAAGAUGGGAGAUGCAGAGCAUUGAUGUCUGGGAGUGCUGCACGGGGCUCCCAGAGAACAUUGCCUACAUUCAAGAAUGUCUACAGGCGCUUUUCGCUAUUCGGAACUUCCAUUCUCUGACCGCAAUCCUCGAUGGCCUUCGGAAGUACAGCCUGACUGAGUCGACCAUGGCCACUGCAGCUAACGGCGCCGACACCGUGGCUCUGAAAUCAGUGACUCCACCCAGCCUGUUGGAGCUUCUAGACCCCACGGACAAUUUUGCCACAUACAGACAGCUCUAUCAGGCAUCGCCCGGGAUUCCAUUCCUAUUCCCGCACAUCAGAGAGUGCCAACAAGGCGGUCAGCCGCCGUUACGACAGCUGUUCCAGCAAAUGCAACCAAUCAUGGACUGAGAGGUGAUAUGGCACAGGAGUGUGAUCUUGCUU